GUCCAACCUUACAUCAGAACCCCCACCUCAUCUCUUUAUCUGGUUUUAUUCCUGCACACAUCACCCUCUGCAGCCUCCUGCAGAGGUCCGGACCUUUCCUGCUGCCUGCUUUCUAGGACUCAUGGCUGCAGGAGGCCAUGCCCCUGAGAUAGAUGUGUCGACCAACCUACAGCAGACCACAGACACACGUUUCACCACACGCACCACCCCCUCUCCACCCACCUGCCAGUAUCCCAGCACUUACGCAAGAGGGUGCACAGUGCAGACAGGAAGCGCAAAAAGAAACGGAAGAAAAAAAAGACAUCGCUGCCUCCGUCCGAUGUUACACCCACCAUACAUGAAGUAGAUGAGGAGGCGGAGUCUGAGACAGAAGGGCGUGGGGCAUCUGUCACACCUACAGAGCUACUGGAAAUCCAGCCGCAGCUUUGGGAGCCAAAAAGACUCGGAGGAACCUCUUCCUGUGGCUACUGUACACUUGGAAAAUGAAGACCGUCCUCUAUCUGAAAGAGCAGCUCUCUCUCUGAUGCAGGAGGCAGCUUGUAACGGGAAUGUUGCACUUCCUGCACGGAAUCAGGAGCCAGACAAAGACGCCGCCGCUUGCAACAGCGCUCCUUCAGGAUCAGAUGUCUCCAGUUCAUCGAUGACACGCAGCUGGUUCUGCAGGAGGCCCGUCCAUCACCGUCUACCGGGGGCCCAGCGCAGCAACUAUGACCUGCGUGAACGGAUCUGCAUUGGCAGCAUGACGGCUCUGGAGACCGCCGUCUACCAGCAGGUGCCGACGGAUGAGGCCGAGGCCCAGAUGUUGGCCAGCGCUGAUCUGGACGACAUGAAAAGUCACAGAUUUGAGGACAACCCCGGUGUACGGCGCCACCUUGUGAAGAAGUCGUCACGAUGCCAGAUGUCUCGCACCAGCAUCAGCUCCAUGCCGCUGUCGAGCUUAAAGAAGAAGAAAAGGGCAGAAGAGAAGAAAACACAUGAGUUGUUUGUUGAACUUAAUGAGCUCAUUGUGGAGAAAGACCAUGAGAUGCGCUGGAAGGAGAGGGCUCGCUGGAUUAAAUUUGAGGAGGACGUGGAGGAGGAGACGGACCGUUGGGGCAAACCUCAUGUGGCUUCGCUCUCCUUCCGUAGCUUGCUGGAGCUUCGCCGCACCAUCACACAUGGUGCCAUCCUUUUGGACCUGGAGCAGAAUUCUCUCCCUGGUAUUGCCCAUCUGAUGGUGGAGACGAUGAUUAUUUCUGACCAGAUCAGAGCUGAGGACAGACCGAAUGUUCUUCGUGCUCUGCUGCUCAAGCACAGGUCAGGAAAUGUUCUAGAAGGACUAGUGACGAUGUGGUGGGAACUGGUUGGCUUUGCUUGUGUUUGAGCAAAAACAGUCUUAGUUUCUCUCAAAGCUUUGUUUGGUUUCAUUUUGAAAAUCAGUAAAUUAUCAUUGUUCCAACAUAGUAUAGUAAUAUGGUGCACCCAUUGUUGAGUGGAAGAGCGGUUACCUGCCACUCGGAACGUUAUGACUCUUUUCUGCUAGCGCCUACUCACCGCAGCUUGGCUCCGCUAGGCAUGACUCCAAAACGUUUCCACUAGCAAUGGUUCCGUGCUUGUCACCCCUUUUUUAAAACCCAUAUUUGAUGUGUUUCCAAGAGUACGGAACUAGAUCAAAAAUGCAACUUUAUAAAAUUGUUGGUCACUGAUGGUCUAGGUCAGGGUGGGCAGUCCUGGUCCUCGAGGGUCGCUAUCCAGCAAGUUUUAGUUCUUUACCUGCUCCAACACACCUGAUUUCUAAAUGAAUCACCUGUUCAGCAGCUCAUCAGGCUCUGCAGCAGCCUGUUAAUAACCAGCAGAUUCAAACCUGGUGUGUUUAAGGAUUGCCCACCCCUGGUGUAAAAAGUGGAGUCACCAAUUCUCUCUGGUAUUUCCACCUGUGUAGUUGUUUACUCAUGUGAACGGUGAAUGAAACCCUCUCAGAAGUGUAAAUGUGUGUGUUGUGUGUACAUAAAAAUGUAAAUUCAGCUUUAAUCAUUUUCAUUCUACACAAAAUCUUCUGAAUUAGAAGCAUUAAUGUUAGUAUAUCGCAUUGGCAAAUAUCGGUUAUCGGCCAUAACAGUGAUCUCAAUAUCGAAUAUCGGCAUCGGCCCAAAUAUUUCAUAUCGGUGCAUCACUAGAAUCAAAAGAAUCUCAGUCCUGUAUGUGUACAAAGCUGCAAAAGGAUGCUGCUUUGACGUGGAAGCUUGUAAUGUCACAUCCAUGUAACUAAUUCAUAGACACAGACGUGCUCGUAAACAUAUGAUUGGGAAGAGACUCGGACUAUCACAGAUAGUUGAUGAAUUCAUCCAGUCACAUAAUCCUUUGUGUUCCCAUGUUUUUCAUUGUGUUUGUGUUUUGUACGGAUUACCUAGCGCUGCUUUUCAACUUCAGCAGCCGCCUCUGUUAUGGCGAGUCUAUCCAAUAAAGCUGUUGUGAUUAUAAACACCUGAAGCCUAACCCUAAUCCAGCCUUUUCAAAUUAUUCUAAUAGUCCAUGAUUUUGAAUUAGGUUUUUGCCAGGUACUGAAAGCCAAAACCAUCACCACUAUAACAAAUAAAGGCUUGAAAUAUCUGGCUUUGCAUGUAAAGAGUCUGUCUCAAAUAUUAGCUUCACCUUUUGCACGGUAUUCAAGUGUCGAGUUUCAACCGUAUGAAACUCCAUGUUCAUAGAUGGAGGUGCAAAUAUUUCCACCACAAACAUCUAAAAAGAUGUUCGUCUUCCUAUUUCCUAUUUUGAAUAGAGAAUAAAGAAAAUAAUAGACUUUAAUUUCCCCACUGUGGGAUCAAUAAAUUAUAUUCUAUUAUCUAUUAUCUUUUCAAAAUACUGAAAAAAGUGGCUUUUUGAGUUUGACCCUCUCAGAACACCAUAAACCAUCUAAUACUAAUUGUAGCAGUCCCUACUGUCUUAUGGCACCGCAGAAACAUUUUUCUUUCCAGUCUUUCAUCAACAACCAGCAGAUUCGGUGAGUUUUAAAUGUCCUCCUCUAAUGAAAAGUGAGCUCGCAUAUAGUUGCUUCUUUAUUCACGCUGUGACCUUUCUGUAGUUUCUGUGCAUGUUGAUGUUGGAUGAAGAGAAUCAAAGCCUGUUGCACCAAAGUGAUCUUCCUUCAAAGAUAAUUGUAAAAGAAAUGAAAACAAGAAGAACCGAGCAGGAGUUUCCAACGGUGACUUUUAAUAAGGCUUGGCUCAUCAACAGAGGUAGUUUCCCUGGUGUGACUGAAGCAAGACUUAACUGCAGAUGCACUGAGUCCAAAAGCCAAAGCAAUUACAAGUGUGAGUACCAACAAUAUGAGCCGUGCUGUAAUUGAUAUGUGUGGGUUUUGUGAUGACCCUACAAAGCUACAGUAGAUCUGUUUCAUAGAACACGGAAAAUCUGACGUACUACAAGUCCAGGUUCUGUGGCAAAACGGUGUGCUUUCCACUCCUAUACACAGUAAAAUCCCAAGUGUUAAAAAAGCAGCUUCAGAGUAUGGGAACUCUGUCAGAGUCAAUUCAAUAAAAGUGAGUGUAAAAUGCCUCCCUUUGUCUUGCAGUGUUGGUGUUAAUAUUUAUAGUUAAAACAGAUUGUUUAGUAGUGUAACCUGGCAGGUGUUGAAGAAAAUGUACUCUUUCUCUAGGAGUUACUACUCUAUACUCCAGUGUUGACGAAAGUCCCUCUAAAUCAGUGUACCAAGUACUCUGGGAAGCUCUGCCUUCUUCCUCUGCUUCCUCGGCCCAAUCCCAUUACUCCCACUGAGCCCUGCGGUAUUCAGCAAAGUGCGCUCAGAGAAAGUGCACAUUAAGGCUUCGAGUACAUGGUACACAAGUGUGCUAAUAAUUGCCGAAUUGAGACGGGGAUUGCGACGCGUGCGAGGAUGCUGGUCGCUGUGAUUCUUUAAAAAAAAAUGCAAUUAUUUGAAAUAAUUUUACAUUUGUUGCUGCUGUCUAAAGGUUUUAGAGCGUUAACUAAUCAUCCUAAAAUAAACAACUUUCAUUAGAAAAUACAAAUGUUCAGAAAAUAAACUUGAGCCUGUUCUCCCGCAGCAAUGGAUUGUGGGUAAAACACUUCACCCAAGUCCGCAUUGGGGCGGACCUGGGU
This is a messenger RNA of Nothobranchius furzeri (turquoise killifish), 4095 nucleotides long. The record is from RefSeq and is a predicted model, not a curated record. Lineage: Eukaryota; Metazoa; Chordata; Actinopteri; Cyprinodontiformes; Nothobranchiidae.